AUGGAUACCGAUCACAGGGCCAAAGGCCCGCGAGCGUGUACGACCUGCGCCAAGGCUAAGGCGAGGUGUAUCUCGGGCCCGGAUGGGAGUAACAAAUGCGAACGAUGCCACAGGCUCCGCAAGCCGUGCGGUUCGCAGACCCCUGCGCCGCCCAGGGCGAAGAAGGAACCAAAGCCUACCAAAGUCUCUGAGCUGGAGAAGAGGCUGGAUGAGUUGACGACGCAGUUGAGCGCGACGACGCAGCAGCCGCAUCAGGGCGGUGUUGGUGUUGGUGGCAGGAGGAGCAGCGAGGUCGCGACGACCGUCGCCAACGGGACCGUCGUCGGGAGCGCAAACUCGCCGCUUCCGCCUAGCGGUAGCAUCGCGCCGGCGUCGGCUAGGAUACCGAUCAACUGCGAUCACCUUUUCCCGCCAGAGGAGGUCAUCGUCGUCGGGGGCGAGGGGGGGUGGUCCGACACGUCGCCUGCGCCGAGUGCGUCUACGGCGGAUGAUCACCAUACGGUCGGGAGCAGCCAAACCGACAACGGCGGCGCCUCGGGGAUGGGGUCCGCGUCUACAGCACCGAACGAGUCACCCUGGCCGCUGAACAACGAGCAGAGCAAAGUUCUUCAAGUAUUUCUGGACGACAUGCAGCCGCUGUACCCCUUUGUCAUUGUACCCCCUCACAUGAGCCCUACGCAGCUGGCCGCCGAGAGGCCGUUCCUGUGGAAGGGCAUCAUGAUGACGGCGUGCCACUUAGACGCGACGAAGCAGGUUCUGCUAGGGGAAGAGCUGUUGCAGGACAUCGUGCAGGCGGCGUUCAUGAAGCCCAAGAAGAGCCUGGACGUGCUGCAGGGGCUGCAGCUCCUGAUUGCAUGGUAUCACUACAACAUCAACAGUUACCAGCUCACGAACCUGCUGUUCCUGGCGCGGUCGAUGUGCGUUAGUUUGGGUUUCAAGGAUAGCCCCAUGCAGCUGGCCGAGCGAGGCGGGAAGGGGACGGGGCUUUCUAUUAGUUUCCAGAAGCCUGAGAGUGAGGCGAGGAAGGUGCAGACGCCGGAGCAGAUUUCGGCGCAGUUGGAGCUGAUGAGGGCUUUUGCUGGGUGUUAUUACCUCAACACACUCGUCUUCACGACGAAUAAGCGGCCAGACGCCUUUAUGAACACGACGUACCUGGAGUCUUGCUGCCGACAGAUUGAGGAGGCGGCGGAGUACCCCAGCGACGCGCUCCUGGUACACCUCUUCAAGAUUCAGCAACUCGCGCAGACAAUUUCUCUCACGCUCGGGACGGAGAGCACGAGCUUCCAGUCGCUGCAGCUGCCCCUGACCAUGGUCGUCCAGAGUUUCCAGCAGCAGCUCGACAUCUUCAAGACGUCGCUGCCGGAGCAUCUCAAAGACAAUGUCGGCCUCCUCGCGCACAUCAGCAUAGCGCAAGUCCUCCUCUACGAAAUCGGCAUCCCCGAAGCCCGGGGCCCGGCCUCCUUCAUCUCCCUCACGGAACGCCUCGAGCUCCUCUGGGGCUGCUGCAGCGCCGCUAAACAGUUUCUCGAGAUCCGCUUCCCGCGCAACCACCUCAGCUUGCAGCCGCGCUUCACCUGCCUCAGCUCAUCGGAUUUCCUGUACGUCUUCAUCGUGUGCCUGAAGCUCAUGACGCUCGACCAGGUGCCCGGAUGGGACCUGCCGCUGGUGCAGAAGCACCUCGACCUCGGCGGGGUCGUCGAGAGCCAGGUGGCGCACUUGGAGGUUUUCGUGGCGCAUCGGAGCGGGAAGUUCAGGAGGGCGGCGGCGGACGCGGCUGCUGCGAGGGGGGAAGAAGAAGCGACAGGUCCAGCGACGGAUGUGCCGGGCCCGAAGGUGGUUGAUCCGUUCGUGAGGCUGACGGAGAUGCUGCGGUACUUCAAGGAUAUCGUCAAGGGCGAGCUGUGCGGUCUCAAGUCGCAGCCGGCGAUCCAGGAGCCGAUUCAGUUGCCCGCCAACUUGUCGGACGGGACGCAGGCCAUGAUUCGGGAUCUGGAUGCGUCGUUUUGGACGGGCGUGCUUGGAGAGGAUGCUGCUGGGACGUGGGAUGUCGGGAGUAUGUUCCCUUCCAUGGAUUGGACUGCCACUUAA
Messenger RNA from Colletotrichum abscissum, 2088 nucleotides. RefSeq lists its product as uncharacterized. The transcript is spliced from 4 exons. Gene Ontology annotation, molecular function: zinc ion binding; transcription cis-regulatory region binding; DNA-binding transcription factor activity, RNA polymerase II-specific. Bases 1 to 2088 code for a protein of 695 amino acids. The record is from RefSeq and is a predicted model, not a curated record. NCBI's taxonomy places the organism in Eukaryota, Fungi, Ascomycota, Sordariomycetes, Glomerellales, Glomerellaceae. Gene Ontology annotation, cellular component: nucleus. Gene Ontology annotation, biological process: regulation of DNA-templated transcription.